AUGGAAUUUUUAAAAAGUUUUGACUCAGAUGACAACGUAGAAUUCGUCGAGACAUUCUUCAAUGUUGUGCAACACGUUCACGUCGAAGAAAGUUUGAAUGCAGCGCGUACAAGGGCGGUCGUCAAUCGUGAUCGCCAAGCCGCACACGACUUAUUGGUACGUGAUUACUUUGCCGAUAAUUGUCUUUAUAAUGACGACUCGUUCGAACGUCGUUUUCGUCUGAAUAAGGCUAUAUUUUUACGUAUUAGUAAUGCUUUAGAAUCUCGUUAUGAUUUUUUCAAACAAAAACCCGACGCUAGAGGAAGAAUGGGUUUUAGUAGUAUACAAAAAUGUGCGGCUGCUCUUAGGUAUUUGGGAUACGAUAUAGCAUUUGAUGCAUCUAACGAAUACUUGAAAGUAUCCGAGAGGACCACAGUUGAAUGUGUAGAUUGGUUUUCUGCAUGUGUUUAUGAGGUUUUUCACGAAGAAUAUUUGCGUAAACCUACUCAACGUGAUAUUGAGAGAUUAUAUUCGGCUCAUGAAGAGAGGCAUGGAUUUCCUGGUAUGCUUGGCAGUCUAGAUUGUACGCAUGUGGCUUGGGAAAAAUGUCCAACUGCAUGGCGUGGUCAGUUCACUCGAGGAGAUAUAGGUGAACCAACUAUCAUCCUAGAAGCUGUUGCAUCUCAAGAUUUGUGGAUAUGA
This is a messenger RNA of Lactuca sativa (garden lettuce), 681 nucleotides long. RefSeq lists its product as uncharacterized. The record is from RefSeq and is a predicted model, not a curated record. Lineage: Eukaryota; Viridiplantae; Streptophyta; Magnoliopsida; Asterales; Asteraceae.